Molecule: messenger RNA, 7575 nt
Organism: Microplitis mediator
Lineage: Eukaryota; Metazoa; Arthropoda; Insecta; Hymenoptera; Braconidae
Product: lateral signaling target protein 2 homolog
Exons: 5
Coding region: 400-4539 (1379 amino acids)
Cellular component (GO): early endosome membrane
Molecular function (GO): metal ion binding
Source: RefSeq, a predicted model, not a curated record
UAAAGUACACACUCGGGACUUACAACUUACGAGCGAAGCGUAAAAAAAAAAAUAAUAACCGUACUCAUAGCUCGUACUCGCGGUCGCCAGCAAAACACUCGGCAGAUCCCAGGGACACUUGCGAUUUAAAAAAUACCAUGGCGUGAGUAUUGAUGACUAACAACAGUGCAUACAAUAAAAAAUUCAAAAUAAAUAAACAAUGAAAUUAAGUGUAAAUAGUGUACAUCUUUGUAUAGAUUGGGCGUCGCUAUGACGCAAGUACAAGGUGCGCGAAAGUCGCAGUGAUCUGGCUCUCGAUCUCAACUCUCAACAUUAUUAUUAUUAUUAUUAUUGUUAUUAUUAUUAUCAUUACUACACAUAUAUUUAAGUUUAUUUAAAUUGUGUACUCGCUGCACGGCAAUGGAGUCCAUCAGAAAAUGGUUCUACAGACCAAAGAGAGACGACACGAGUUUGCUGGCUCAGUUUUUCUACGCUAAUGAGGCACUUACAGCGGUCGCUUGCGAACUUGACUCAUUUGAUGGUCGUCAGGAGCCAGAGCGUUGCACGACGCUGGUGAACCAGCUGCGGCAUUGUCAGGACAAAGUUUUGACGAUAUGCAAUCAAAUAAUGGACGAGCUGAUACCGGACAGCCGCGCAAACCGAGACUUUCGCGUCAAAUUCCCAGAUGACGUUAUGCAGGAAAAUUUAGCGGGUCAGCUCUGGUUCGGCGCCGAGUGUCUGGCCGCCGGGUCUUCAAUAAUGAACCGCGAAGUUGAAAGUUCAGCGAUGAGACCUUUAGCCAAAGCGCUCACUAAAUCUCUGGAAACGGUACGGAAUCUUUUGCGAGAGCACGCGCUCAAAGGUCACAUGAAUUUGAAGGAACUAUUCCAGGUGCACAAUCCCAUGGAAACGGAAAAAUUAAUAGAGUCGCUGAAAAUAUUCGACAGACUAUUCGCUGAUUUCGAGCUCUGCUACGUUGCGGCAAUGGUACCUGUCAAGUCGACGAAGGAGUACGAGCAGCAGGAAUUAGUUUGUGUUUUAUUUUCCGAAACACUGCAGCGAGCACUCGAACGCGGGUUACUAAAUCAAGCCGACGUUGAUAAUUACGACCCAGCUCUAAUGUUCACUAUUCCGAGACUCGCUAUUGUUUCGGGUCUUCUAGCUCCUCCUGGCGGACCUCUGUGCCUCAAUUCUGCUGAUACAAUCAGCGAAAUGUUUAGACCAUUUAGAAAUCUUUUGUUAAAAAUCCGCGAACUUCUUUGGACGUUAAACAACCGCGAGCUGUAUAUGUUAGAGAAGCUUCUGUGCUCAAAUGAAGAGCCGGCGGUGCCAAUUUCACCGUCGACUCGGAACGCGUGCCAGCAGGAACUCGAGAAAUUCGUCCACAAUUUUUACACCGACUACCCGAACUGUAAAAAUUUCGUCGUGGAUUUUUAUACCGUUACUAAAAAUAAUGGUACUAAUAUGGACGAGGUUGCUAAUGACGUAGUCGAAAUAAUGAGUCAGGAGAGUAAUGUUAAAGUUGAAAGGAAACUACAGCAGGCUGUAUCUGUAUCGGGUAACAGUGAGAAUGACGAUAAUCACCGUACUAUUAUUGCCACAACAGUGGCAACUUAUCCACACAACUACUCGUCAUUGUUAAAUGGAGGAGAAUCAAGUUUGCGAGUGGUAAUUGAUGAUGAUGGCGAUGGUAAUCCCAGUCCCGAUACCCAUUGUCAUAUUAAUCAGCAAGAUCAUCAGCUGGUAAUUAAUACCGUAAAUCGAAGGGAAAUAGAUGCCUCUGUGUCGGCAGUAAAUGAGGAUCAAAGAGCUGAUAGAUUACGUCAAAAUGGCUGCAGACUUACAGCGCAAUUAGUUUGCGCUCAUGGUAAUACCGCAAAUAGCAGCAGCCAACAGUCCGAACAAGGUGACUGUAAUUCGACGGAGUCACAGUCCUUGGUCUACGUGAUAAAUCCUAGAGACUCACAUUACACUGGUAGUAAUGAGUCAUUGGUCGGGGAGAGCGAUCACGUUGGGAAUAAAAGUAAUGAGAAUACGGAAGAUAAUUUUUACAAUAACGUUGAUAUGUCGGAGCAGAUUAUUGGCAGUACGAAUGUUAAUGUUAAUGUUGAUUUACCACAAACUUAUCUCCUAGAUCAAGUUACGCAUGACAGCGUUACGGAUAAUUCUGUUGUUGAUAUUGAAGCCAAGAAACUUAUCUCCGAAGCUAACAAAACUCUUUCCAAUUUAUUGCUGGAGAGAGAUUGUGCUAAUGAAAUAUCUGAGCAAACUGACUCGGGUAUUUGUACGGUAAUAUCUUCGGAAAAUACCAGUUUAUAUGAUAAGAGCCCGGAAGAAAAGAAAACUUUCGCUAAUGAAAUCCAAGUUAAUGAAGAGCUGGAGGAUGAUGAAAAUAUUAAAGAUUUAACUUGUACGUACGUGUGUUCAACUUCGGUGGAACAGAAGGUUUCAAAUGAUGAUGAGUCAUGUACUUGUCCGUUGAGAUGUUCUACGUUCGAUAAUUAUAGUUGUAAUUGUAAUUGUAAUUGUAAUUGUAAUAGUACCAGUACCAGUAAUUGCAAUAGUACUAGUAAUUGUAAUGGUAAUAGUAAUAAUUGUAAUAAUAGUAAUAGCAGUAAUAGCGAUACGUCCAAAAUAACGAGUAGAAUAUCGUCAAAUUUUAAUGGGACGAAUGAAGAAUUUAUUGGUCGAGCUUACGGUAAUGGACAGAUGUCCGUGUGUGAUUCAAAUACAUCAUCAAUACAAAUAAAUUACUCGGAUAAUUGGGAAAAUUUAAAUUUAAAUAUAAAUCCAACUACGACGGCGUCGACAAAAGAAUUCUGGCAGGAUUUAAAAUGUAAAAAUUGCCCGUCGACGUCACACAAUCAUCAGAAUAUCAAUAAAAUAAGCAGCAAUAUUGAGCGAUAUGCGCAACACAAAAUGUCGGUGCGCAAAUCUAAAGACAUUAAACUUAAAAAAAGGCAGCGUAAAUUUGAGCGCAAGAUUAUAAAAAAAAAUCACAAUAGCAUGCAGGAAAAACUUGCGUACAAUGUUUCUGCUGCCUACAAUUUGUCGUUGAGUACCGAGAGCUCGAGAUCUAACUCCGUUGACCGAUGUGUCAAUCCGCGACUCACCAGUUACGGUGGGUCGCUUCACCCCACGCAAAAUAACAUGCGACAGAUGCCAAAUUUUAGUAACCACCACAGUCCUCAGCGGAGUAGUUCGCGGUUGAAUUGUCAGUUCGAGUCGCGCACUGACAUGUCACAGAAAAAUCACAAUCUCGGGCAACGAGGUACCAAUAUAUCGCCCCAGAAUCGUAAGCUGCUGGAUCACCGUAGGUCCAGAGCUGAGCAAAUGACUAAAAUGCGGAAAAAAGACAUUGAUAAACAGCGUAACUGCUGUGAUUAUCCUGCAAGUGUACAAAAUGAUAAUAUAACCCGGGGAACAACGAAUUUCAUCGAUAAUAAUAAGAAAGAUGAGAUGCCGAACGACGGACUCGGUCGUAGGACAGACAAAAGCGGGCUGAUUACGGGCGACCAGUCUGGCUCUCCCGAGGCUGGGGAUGAUGGUGGCGGUGUCAGCGAUAGUCACAGCUGCCAAUUGCAGUGCACUAGAGAAAACAAACCUGUAAAAUCACCAAAAAGUUGCUGUACUGUCGUAGGAAUAACAAAAACUCCACCGUCAAUAAAUUUAUCUCUGAUACCGCGAGCUAACGCCAACGUCGACUCGAGCUCCAGCUGGUCUAGUUACGGAGACUCGAGCUCGGAGACGAGUGAGUUCCAGAGCGACUGCCAGGACGACGAAGAAAUAGCUCUGGCAAUGCAAGCUGCGGAAAUAGCCAACAGGAAUCAGAUUAGAGCUAAAUUUCGUUCUUCCGAGGAUCUGGUUCAUCGUCUGUUUGUCUGCAUUGCCGGUGUCGCUGACCAGCUGCAAACAAAUUUCGCUUCUGAUCUACGUAAUAUUUUAAAGUGUGUCUUCCUUAUGAACAGCACCAGCGGUCCCGGGGAUGCUGAUCAGGAAUCAGUUGUUACAAAAAAUAAUAAUAAUAAUAAUAAUAACAAUAAUAAUAAUAAUAAUAAUAAUAAUAAUAAUAAUAAUAAUAAUAAUAAUAAUAAUAAUAAUAAUGAUAAUAAUAAUAAUAAUAAUUCAAUGUCUGAAUCACAGUCGCCGACUGAUGAUAAUUUACAUUCCACUGAAAUAUUAAAUAAUAGUAAUAGUCUUGAGAGACAAGACUUGAAUCAAGAGGAUGAUGAUGAUCCUGAGGAUGAUUCCAUAGCGAGUAUAACUAAUGACACAAUGUGUCCAAUAACAACGGAACGAGGGGAAGAGUGUGUGGAAAGAGCCCCAGCUUGGAUACCAGACAACGACGCCCCGCGAUGCAUGGCCUGCCAGGCCGGAUUCACUGUCGUAAGACGUAGACAUCACUGCAGAAACUGCGGGAAAGUAUUUUGUGGGCGUUGUAGCAGCAACAAUGUCCCAUUACCUCGUUACGGACACACUAAACCAGUCAGAGUCUGCAACAGGUGUUUUCUCUAUCAAGUCACGCCAUUUACUGUUUCCCAUGUCGCCUCCACUAGCUGAAUAGUUCUUUCAUACAUAUACACAACUGCUCCUUCCACUGUUUAUAACUAAACGCAUAUAUAUAUAUACAUAUAUUUUUUCGUAAAACGACUUUGAAUUAUUAUUAUUUUAUCAACUGUACGCAUCACUCCUCAUUCUUUGUUAUUAUUCUCCAUUGUUUUCGCAAUUAAAUCAUUGUUAAAUACUUUACCUUGCACAGAUGUACAAAGAUAUAUUAUUAAUAUUAUUAUUAUUUUUUUUUAUUACUAAAGACACGCAGAUAUUGUUUACGUGCGCCAAAUAUUUAAAGACAAUAAAUUUUUUAUGUUUUAUUAUUUUAUUGAUACUAAUUUUUUAAAAUAAAUUAUCGGUUAUUUUUUUUUACAAUUAAGGUGGAAGACCUAGUACUCGAUCUUUCCAUAUAUUUGUAUAGAUAUAUUUAGUAAAAUUUAGUAAAUAUAAAUAUACAAAUACAUGAGUGGUCGGGUACUAGUUUUCUGAUUGGGUACUAGUUCCCUGGUCGGAUACUGGGUCUCUUACCUUACACUAGACAUGAGAAAAAAUAUAUGAUUAAAAAAAUAUAUAUAUAUAUAUAAUUGUUCGCAUCUACUAAACUAUGUAUGUAAAUAAAUUUUUUUCUAUUAAUAUAAGAAGACUGUUUAAUUAUUGUAUAUAUUUAUAUGUAGCCGGAUCUCGUUAUAAAACUAAUUCGGGGUGUAAAGAAAAAAAUUAUUAGAAUUGAGGUUCGCUUGCUAUGGUGCUUAACAGGGCUUGCACUCAAGCCUCGCUAUAAGACUAUUGCUGUUUUAAGGGGAUAGCCACUGUGAGGAUCGAAAAAAUAGGUGAUUUUCGGGAAUUUUUUGGACUGUGAUAAUAAAGGAAUUUGGGGAUCGGGUUUCUUUUGUUUUAUAAAGUAUAUAUUGAAGAUAAUUCUCCUAAAUUUUUAUUAAAAAAUAUCAUGUUGUUACCAAGUUAUAAGCAUUUUGGGGAGCACCAAAAAAAUUUCCCCCACCACGGUCUCAUCUCUAACUCAAAAACGGAUUAUCAGAAACAAAAAAACCAAACCGCUUUGUAAUCUGUAUGCAUGUAGUUAUCGUUCCGGGUAGGGGAUUUUGAAAAUUUGGAUUUGAAAAAAAAAUGGUGACAUUAAAAAUUUUUUUCGUUAUUUUUCUCAUUUUUUUGGAUUCAAACAGCCCCAAAAAAUCUUAAAAAUCAAAAUUUUGAAAUCCCCUACAUGCAACUUUAGCUACUGAAUAGACGAAUACGGAAAAAAAAGUUGCGAAUUGGUUCAUAUUUAUGCAAAUUACAGAUGAGACCAGUUCAAGAAAAGUAGUUUCGAGAAAAACGCGUUUAAAGUUUUUAGUCGAUGCAACGGUCAGUUGACGCGCUGUCACAAAAAUGACUAUAACUUGAAAAAUAUUCGGAAUUUUCAUAUAAAACUCUAGAUACAUAUUUUUGAAGAUAUAAACUUUGUUUUAAUAAAAUAAAAAAAAUUUUUUUUUUAAUUUCACAGUGGCUGUCCCCCUUAAGUUUUAUUUAUGUAUUCAAUUCAAUUCUGCUCUAUUAGACAGUGAAUCUAUUUUAUGUAUAAUCAGAAAUAAACAGAAUUUUGUCGUUCUUUUUCCUUAAUUGAUUACGUAAAACCACGAAAUUUUAAGUAUUCUUUGUGAAAAUAAAUUACUUAGUCUACAAUCUAUAAAGUGAGAGACCCAGUACCCGAUCAGGGAACUAGUACCCUAUCACUCAUGUAUUUGUAUAUAUAUAUUUACUAAAUAUAGAUAUAUAAAUACAUGGAGUGAUCGGAUACUAGUUCCCUAAUCGAGUAUUAGGUCUUUUACCUUAUAUUUACUUUAUAUUUACAUAUAUAUAUUUAUGUAUGUACAUUUUAUCUCGAUUUUAUUCGUACUGGUCGUAAGUCUUAUAGCGAAGCUUCGGCACAAAAUUUUCAUUGAGUUUUUUAUUGAGAAUGCGUUCCGAGUUUUAACAAAUUUAGGGAAAGAGUCUUAUAAUGCGUAGUCUUAUAACGAGGUCCGUCUGUACAUAUGUUCAAAUAUUAAAAUAAUAAUAAUAAUAAUUAAUAGCAGACUUUAUUUCAUAUAUUCCAAAUAAUAAACAAUAAAUUAAUUAUUAGAAAGUUAACAUUUUAUUAAUUAUGUGACGCAAGUCUGAAUACUUAUUUAGUUAUAUACGUCAUGCGCUCAACCCAACUUGAAGUGGUUACCAAAUAAAAAAAGUUAAUUACUUUUAAAAUGUGUAUUAUAUUAAAUAAUUAACAGUUGCAAUUUGAAAAUGUUAUUAGUUAUUAAAAAAAUUAAUUAUUAUUUCUGAUGAAUUAAAAUUAGUUGUCGCUGACGCCGCUAUGCACUUUUUAUUGUUAUUAUUAUUAUUAUUAUUAUUGUAAUUAUGUGGGAUAAUUGAAAUUUUAUUAUAAUUUACGAUACAUAGAUAUAGAGUACUGUCAUUAAUUAUAAAUAUCGAAAUUGAUCCUUUUGUGCCUGUUAAUGUUGGCCUAAAUAUAUCCGUGUAUUUAAAAAAAAAUAUUUCAAUUUAUUAUUAUUAAUAAUUAAUUAUAAUUAAUAAUUAAAAUAGAAAGCUCGGUAAUUAAAAGACAUGUAAAAAAAAACUUAUGCAGAAUUUUUUUAUCUAUAAUAUUAAUAUAAAAUAUAAAUAUAUAGAAAUGUAAUGGAAUUAUUUCUCGUGGAUAAAAUUAUUUUUGUAUUAUUUCAUUUAUUUCUGUUGAUAAAUUUAUCUAAACUUGCCUAUAAAAUAAUAAUAUAAAAAAUGUAUAAAUUUAUGAUUAAUAAAAAAAAUAUAAUUGAUGAUUAAGAACGUGAGUGUUACUUUUUUUUAUUAAACUUGGAAUUUCGAGAUGGAUAUUUUGUUUUUAUUGAGUAAUUAAAUAGUAAUUGUUACGAGUCGAGAAUAAAUUACGCAAAGUUUUACCUAUAUAUAUGUAUAUAUAUAUUGUUUUCAUUGCCAUGGAUACAUGGGUGCCUGAAACAAAGUUAUGACUAACAGUUUAUAGAAAUAAUAAACUUUGAAAAUUAACAUCCAGUA